AUGGAAAUGAAUGAUUCGCAGUGUAUGGAGGAAGGAUUGGCAAUGGACGAUGAGCAUGUGUAUGCGAAUGUACAGGAGAUGGAGGAGGAAAGUCGGCGCCGUGAGCAGCCACCCAUUCCGGAACCCAUGCAGCAGCCCGUUCGUGAUGUCGGUGGCGGAUGGUUCGAGUAUAUCACCGAAUCGGGCAGGUCCGAAUUUCCUUGGUUACUUGAAACCGUGUAG
This is a messenger RNA of Gongylonema pulchrum, 222 nucleotides long. The record is from the annotation of a GenBank genome assembly. NCBI's taxonomy places the organism in Eukaryota, Metazoa, Nematoda, Chromadorea, Rhabditida, Gongylonematidae.